Molecule: messenger RNA, 771 nt
Organism: Strongylus vulgaris
Lineage: Eukaryota; Metazoa; Nematoda; Chromadorea; Rhabditida; Strongylidae
Source: the annotation of a GenBank genome assembly
CUGAGUUCAGGUCUCACCCUUGGAGUUCGCAUCUUCAUUACUACCUACCUCUUCCAUCGCUUUCCUCGGUUGAGAAAAAGAUUGGAUACUUACGGUUGGUUUUAUCACAAUCUCCCUGUGAAGGCGGCACGUAAUAGCCCCGCAACGGUUUCCACAGCCCCUGACGGAUUAUCCCUUCUAACAAAUAAAACGAACUCUCCUUUACGUCGGCGUCCUGUCAAUGCGAAUGGGCUAUUUACUUCACGCCUAGGGUCAAACUUCAACUUACUGGAGACUGGAUCACAACACAACCUUACGCAGAACAACGGAUCAGCGCUUGGGGUACAUAAUCUCGUUAAAAAAUGGUCAGCACCGAAUCUGCGAGCAACUUGUAAGGAUUCCACGGAUUGCUUGAAUGAUCAGUCCAGCCCAAUUCCUCAUCUUGGAGACGAAUGCACUACGAAGAUGACCGCGGACAGCUUUGACUCACUGAUUCUUCCCAUACCUCCACGUUCCACUCGUGCUGGCAUAUCGCCACUAGCUCUUGUAACGAAUAGCCCAGCACCACCACAAGAUCCUCCGCCAAGUGAGAGGACUUCGCUGUUGGAAGAGGAGAUUAUGACAGAAUCAUCAUCGCGACUCUCCUUCUACUCAAACGUCGAGGACGAGUCCGUGCUAGAAGACCCCAUGAUAGAGAAUGUACUAGCCUAUUUAAAUUUUCAAAAACAAGAAGCUAUACUCAAACGAAAAUUCCAACAGGAUGUAUCAUCGAUAAAAGCAUUGUUAUUUUAA